Molecule: messenger RNA, 1990 nt
Organism: Lytechinus variegatus (green sea urchin)
Lineage: Eukaryota; Metazoa; Echinodermata; Echinoidea; Temnopleuroida; Toxopneustidae
Product: insulin-like peptide receptor
Exons: 2
Coding region: 8-619 (203 amino acids)
Source: RefSeq, a predicted model, not a curated record
CAAAUCUAUGGACAUCAGAAAUAGCGCUGAGUACUUUUCCAAGCUUGAGAACUGUACUGUGAUCGAAGGCUACCUCCAGAUAGUGCUCAUAGACCAUGCAAAACCCAGCGACUAUGCCGGACUCAGCUUCCCGAAGCUACGUGAGAUCACAGAAUACUUUGUGAUGUUCCGGGUGAAGAACCUUCAGACCCUACGCCACAUCUUCCCCAACCUUGCCGUGAUCCGAGGGGACAGCCUGUUCUUCAACUAUGCCCUGAUCAUCUUUGAGAUGUUUGAGCUCCAGGAGAUUGGUCUUCCUAGUCUUCAGGCGGUGAUGAGAGGCUGGGUCAGGAUAGAGAAGAACAUCAACCUAUGUUAUCUCUCAACGGUGGACUGGUCCUUGGUCCAGGUCCAGGGGAUGGAGAACAACUUCAUCAAGGGCAACAAAGACCAAGAAGAGUGUUUCAACUUCUGUCCGGAGGAUGAUGGCAAGAGACUCUGCCGCAAGUUGACAGCUACUGGGGAUGUUGCGGAACUCUGUUGGACAGGUCAAGACUGCCAGAAAGGGCAGGGGCAAGUUCCAUGUUCGAUUUCACUCCUUGGGAAAAGAAUGGAAGCAGAGAGAUGUGUCUCAAGUUAAGGACUAAACAGAAAAAAAUAUGAAAGACAGAAGGGAAGAAAGAGAAAGAGAGAGAGAGAAAGAGACAUACGGAGGGACGAACAGAGGGAGUUGGUUUGUACAAUUGUAAAUGGAGACGGAAGAUUGGAUUCACAAAUCUCAUAACUUUUCUCCCAAUUCUGAGUCUCUUAAAGUAAACAGGGUAUCCGUGACAUGGCUUGCCCAUACCUCACAGCACUCUUGUGUCAAAUGUUACAUAUUAAAUCAAGUUCAUUGAGUGUGUUUCGCAUGGCACAUGACGGAGUCCGGCUGAUGUCUCCCUGAGGAUGAAAACACUUGGGACUUUAUUCUCCUCUAUUCCAUUAUUCCUUCAUUUCCUUGUUUGCUCCUAAUGAGUUUAUGAUGUCGUCAUUAGGCCCUAAUUGUGGGCUUUCAGGUCUCCAUGGCAACAGGCAUCUUCUGUUAACCUUGAUUUUAAUCUGAGUGCUAGCAAAAGCUGAUGUCACCUUUGUUGAGGAUGUACAUGUAAGAGAAAGCUGGCUUCAAAUUCAAUGAGUUGAAUAUGCAAAUCCUGUAUUAAAGGGCAAAAGCACUCUAUUUUGUGAAACAAUUAAGAGAGCUGUGUGGGAUGCUACAGCAGGAUGUUUCGCAUGCAGCAUGAAAAAAAUAUGUCCUUUAAAUCAGAGUUCAGAAACUUAUUAAAUAAAAAAAUGUAUUCUUUGCUGCUUCUGUGUUGUCUACAACAUCACAAUAUGAUCUGUAUGAUUUUUAAAGUUUGAGCACACUUGACUAGUAAUUGCAAAUCGGUGGAUUAUAUGGUGUGCCACCUAUUGAUGUUUCAGCAAACAGGCCGAAAUUCGUAAUGCCUCAUGGGAAAAAUUCGACAUCUGUUGCGCUCGCUAGUACUAAAGUGAAUGCAUGCAUGCAAUCAUUCAGGGCUGGCUGGCACGGCGAAAAAUUUGCUCGCAUAUUUUUAUGCGAAAUUUAGACCGUUUGUGGUGAAUUCUUGCCAUCUGGUUUUCAUUUUUGAAACAUCACAGUCAUGUUACAGUACACUAGCACUCUGCGCAGCCUGUGCCUGUGCGCGAUGUCGACCACGAAGUUAGAACUCUCGCCUGUUUGCUGCAAACGAUAGAUUAUCCAUCAUACAGUGUAUUGUGAAUCUACCAAAUUACUUUUAGAUUGAGAAAAAAAGAAACCCAGGUGAAAUAUUUAUUUGGUCAGUGUAACCAUCUGGACAUUAUUCAUUUUAUUAUUGAUUCUGUUCUUCAUCUAUGCAAGAAAAGGGUUAUUUUCCCAUAAUCUAACAUGUAAGUGUUGGCCUAUAAAUAUUUAUUUUAAUUUUAAAGAAAAUUAUGUUAAAGAGAAAUUCCAGUAGUUGCAGUAAACACU